UUGCCGACAUAUCACAAGCAUCACGCGCGUCAAGAUUUCAGUUUCAAGCCGUUGGUGAAAACUCAAUGGUUAGUUAAAACGUAAAGAUUAGCCUCAAGAAUAAAUGCGCCUUUAUUAUUCUUACCCAUCAAAGAUAAUGGUGAGAAGAGUCAAGUGUAUUACAGAUGGCUUGUACAGUUCCUUUUCUAAGUAGAGCUUUGCUUCCUUGAUUCUGGGUUGCUUUUUAGCUUCUGGGUACUGCGUUUGGUGUUCUUGGGAGGCGUGCAAAGGAGUGAAUUGGUGGUUAUACGGUGAUUUUAGUGGGUUCCUGAGGGAGAUUGCAGAUGGGUAUCUUGAGUAGUAUAUUGGGGUUUUUUGGCUUUGGAAUUGGAACUUCUAUUGGGAUUGUGAUCGGGUACUACAUGUUUAUUUACUUUCAGCCAACUGAUGUGAAGGAUCCUGUAAUUCGGCCUUUGGUUGAACAAGACUCAAAAACUUUGCAACGAUUGCUUCCAGAAAUACCCCUUUGGGUGAAAAAUCCUGAUUAUGAUCGUGUUGACUGGCUUAACAGAUUUAUCGAAACCAUGUGGCCUUACUUGGAUAAGGCAAUUUGCAAGACAGCAAGGACUAUAGCAAAACCCAUUAUUGCUGAGCAGAUUCCAAAAUAUAAAAUUGACUCUGUUGAAUUUGAAGAACUUACCUUGGGCUCCAUACCACCAACUUUUCAAGGGAUGAAAGUUUAUGUCACUGAUGAGAAGGAGCUGAUCAUUGAACCAUCAAUGAAGUGGGCUGGAAAUCCAAACAUCAUUAUUGCUGCUAAAGCAUUUGGCUUGAGAGCCACAGUUCAGGUGAUUGAUUUGCAAGUGUUUGCUUCUCCACGCAUCACCCUAAAGCCUUUGGUUCCUACUUUUCCCUGUUUUGCCAAUAUAUUUGUCUCUCUAAUGGAAAAGCCUCAUGUUGACUUUGGGUUGAAAUUGCUUGGAGCAGAUGUCAUGUCUAUUCCUGGUCUAUACAGAUUUGUCCAGGAGCUUAUUAAAGAUCAAGUUGCAAAUAUGUAUUUAUGGCCAAAAUCCCUACAAGUACCAAUCCUGGAUCCCGCAAAAGCUACAAAGCGACCUGUUGGGAUCCUUUCUGUGAAGGUUUUGAGGGCAAUGAAGCUUAAGAAGAAAGAUCUACUUGGGGCAUCAGACCCAUAUGUGAAAUUAAAGCUCACUGAAGAUAAGCUCCCUUCAAAGAAAACAACUGUGAAGCACAAGAACUUGAACCCUGAAUGGAAUGAGGAAUUUAACAUUGUUGUCAAAGACCCAGAAUCUCAAGCCUUGGAGAUUAUCGUUUAUGACUGGGAACAGGUUGGCAAACAUGACAAGAUGGGUAUGAAUGUUGUUCCAUUGAAAGAGCUUACACCUGAUGAGCCAAGAGUUAUGACACUGAAUCUGCUAAAAAAUAUGGACCCAAAUGAUGCUGAAAAUGAGAAAUCACGUGGGCAACUUGUUGUGGAAUUGGAAUACAAACCUUUCAAGGAAGACAAUAUACCUAAUGAUAUUGCAGAUCCAAAUGCAGUAGAAAAGGCUCCUGAAGGAACACCUGCUGGCGGUGGUUUAUUUGUGGUUAUUGUACACGAAGCUCAAGAUGUUGAAGGAAAACAUCAUACAAAUCCUUAUGUGCGAUUACUUUUCAGAGGGGAGGAGAGAAGAACUAAGCUUGUGAAGAAAAACAGAGAUCCAAGAUGGGAAGAAGAAUUUCAGUUCACGCUUGAGGAACCACCCACAAAUGAUAGACUUCAUGUGGAAGUUGUUAGUGCCUCCUCAAGGAUAGGUCUCCUCCAUCCUAAGGAAAUUUUGGGUUAUGUGGAUAUAAACUUAGCUGAUGUCGUUAAUAACAAGAGAAUCAACGAGAAAUAUCAUCUCAUUGACUCGAGGAACGGCCGGAUUCAAAUUGAGCUACAAUGGAGAACUUCUUAAAAUGUCACAUUUGGUAGGUGUUUCCAGUGAAAAACAUUCUGUUGUGCUUUCUCUAUGCUUUUUUCUAAAUCGACUCUUCUGUAACUCAUUAAGAACUAGAAUCCUGUAAAUUGAAGCUUGCUGAUACAUCUUAUAAGUGUCAGUAAAAUUCAGUAGUAUUUUCUCCCACACGAAACUUCUGUGUUUUGGUGUAGAAUUGUCUCCUCUAAGGUUGAAAAAUAUUUUCCCAUUUCUUCCAA
Manihot esculenta (cassava) is the source of this 2179-nucleotide messenger RNA. Its product is annotated as synaptotagmin-2. The transcript is spliced from 12 exons. The record is from RefSeq and is a predicted model, not a curated record. Gene Ontology annotation, cellular component: endoplasmic reticulum. NCBI's taxonomy places the organism in Eukaryota, Viridiplantae, Streptophyta, Magnoliopsida, Malpighiales, Euphorbiaceae. Bases 324 to 1940 code for a protein of 538 amino acids. Gene Ontology annotation, molecular function: lipid binding.